AUGGAGACAUACGCUCCCAAACUCAGCAAAACUCUGUUGACACCUGAUCCACAUUAUAUUCCGGGGUAUUCAGGGUAUUGCCCACAGCUCAAGUUUAACAUGGGGAAAACUUACAGCCAGCACACGGCCGAGCUGCUGAGCAGUCCUGAUGUGAAACACUCCAGUCGCCUGGUCCUCCACACAGGUGACUCUCCCUCCACCGACACAGCUGCUCUGACACUGAGAGGCAUCCCCGACAGUAACUUGAAGAAGGUGAUACCUGGAUACACAGGUUUCAUUCCAAGGAGUCAGAACUACUUUUCCUGCACCUUCUCUGACAUCUGCUUUAAAGCGCAGGCUGAGUUUCACCAGGACAGACAAGCGAGGAAACUGCGGCGAUCGACAGAGCUGCCGCUUGUGUUCAACUCCAGCAACCGACAGAUUGAAAGACCAAAACACCCCCUGACAGCGAUCUCCAACAAGGUGGUCUCCUUCACGCCUGUGACGUCCUUCACCCCCGUCACCAUUUCCCCGUAUUUAAUGGACGAUGAUAACCAGCACAAGUACUAUAUCUCAGGUUUUACUGGGCAUGUACCAAAGUCCCGUUUCCUGAUGGGUAAAGGUUACCCCAUCAUCACCAACGAGGCACUGAUCAAGUUUGGAAAGCAGCAGCGGAGUGACCCCACGUCCCCGGAGAUCCUGAGGAAGGACAGUAUAACACCCCCAAUGCCAACCAUCUACCAAUCAAAAAGUGGUGUGGUGCCAUCAUUCACAGGACACAUCCCGGGAAACAAGUUCAUGUUCGGACAUACCUUUGGUCAGAUUUCACGGGAAGCACUGGAAAGGAUCCGCAUCGAGAGGCUCCUUCGAGGAAAGUCCUAA
This is a messenger RNA of Paralichthys olivaceus (Japanese flounder), 861 nucleotides long. RefSeq names its product ciliary microtubule inner protein 2B (gene cimip2b). The record is from RefSeq and is a predicted model, not a curated record. NCBI's taxonomy places the organism in Eukaryota, Metazoa, Chordata, Actinopteri, Pleuronectiformes, Paralichthyidae.